Molecule: messenger RNA, 1009 nt
Organism: Tauraco erythrolophus (red-crested turaco)
Lineage: Eukaryota; Metazoa; Chordata; Aves; Musophagiformes; Musophagidae
Source: RefSeq, a predicted model, not a curated record
AUGGGGAAACCGCAAUGGAAUGGAGGAAAAAGUAGAAGGCUACCAUGGAAAUACAGGGAAACCUUAAGGAACAAGUGUUCUGAAGCUAUCAUCGGUAAUGAAGCAGGUGUGAAAGACAAGUCCCGUUUGCCAGGUGAAACGAUGACUACAAAAUCAGCAGUUCUCAUGUUAGCGUGCUUUCUUCAACUAUGUGUUGUAAAUGGGCAGGUAAUAUGUGAGAGGCAAAUGAGUGCUGAAUGGCGAAUGGAACCAAAACCUACUGUAAUAAAAUGGACACCAAGGGAAAAUAUCUGCUCAGACUUUUACACCGAAUGCUGGAAUAUGAACAAAAGUAUUACUGAGGAAACCUUGGAAGAACAAAAUCUCAGUAUCCCUCAAAUAUGUCCCUUAGAGCUUCAAUUAGGUGAUAGUCUCUUCAUCUCCUCUGAGCCAUCCUUUCAGUCCUACGGAAUGAAUUUGGUAAAUGUCUCCCAGGAAGAAUUUAUUAACUGCCCUAAAGCUGAUUCUCUUCAAGAGCAGUUGAUUUUUGUUUGCCAGAUAAGAGGACUGCACCAAAUUGAUCCUAACUGGCUUGGUGUUGGAACUCAUUACUUUGCAGAGCUUCAUAAGAGAGGCCCAUUGUUGUGCAACAUGGGCCUUCGUCUGAAUGUAACUGUGAAGCAGCAGUUUUGCCAACAGUCUCCAAAUGCACCACUAUGCUCUGGGCAUGGAAAAUGUCUAAGCCAUGUUUGGGAAAAAGCAUAUAAUUGCCAUUGUUUCUCACAGUAUUCUGGAAGAUUCUGUCAGAAAUUUAAUAUGUGCUCCACUAAACCUUGCCACAACAAUGCCUCCUGCACUGAGAAAUCAGAACUUUCUGAAGAUUCUUAUGAAUGCACGUGCCCUUCACAAUUUUCAGGUAAAAAUUGUACAGAAAUAAUUGGACAGUGUCAGCCACAUACGUGUUUCAAUGGUAACUGCAGCAAUGUUACUCCAAAUACUUUUCUUUGUGAAUGUGACAAGGGCUUCACAG